AUGGAUGAUUCAUUACUACUUGAUUCAUCUGAUGAAGAAAAUAGUAGUUAUGAUUCGGAUGGCAACAGCUAUGAAUCCGAUUUCGACGAUUCCCAAAGUGACUCAGAAUCAGAUUCCAGCGAUAAUUUAUCAAAUGCGAGAGAUUGGUGUAAAAUCAGCAAAAAUGAUGUAUUACAGCCUCCUCCUCCUCCUCGAUUCCCAUUCACGGGAAGUCCUGGUUUAAAAGAACAUAUCCAAAACGCUGCUGAUCCAAUGGAAUAUUUUAACAUAUUUUUUAGUGAUGAUAUUGUUGAACAUAUUGCAUGUGAAACGAAUAGAUAUGCCAAAGAUUACCUCCACGAUGUGACUUUAAAGCCCCACUCCAGAGCUAAUAAAUGGAAACCUACUUCACCUGAAGAAAUAAGAGUUUUGUUAGCGAUUUUCAUAAUUCAGAGCAUUGUACAGAAGCCGAAAGAAAGUCUUUUUUGGACAAGAAGGACGUCAAUAGAAACACCUUUCUUCAGAAACGUGAUACCUCAGAAAAGGUAUUAUUUAUUAACGAAAUUUUUGCAUUUCGUCAAUAAUGAUGCUUCUUCAGAAGAAUUUCCCGAACCAAAACUUAAAAAAAUUUGGCCCAUUUUUGAGCACCUUGGCAAAAAAUUUUCAACUGCAUAUAUUCCGGACAGAGAUAUUUCUAUAGACGAGUCUCUGAUGAAAUUUCGAGGAAGAUUGUCCUGGUUCCAGUUUAUUCCUACAAAGAGGGCCAGAUUUGGUAUUAAGUUUUUUCUCUUGUCUGAGUCAGCAUCUGGAUACGUGUGGAAACUGACUGUGUACGUUGGAAAAACAACAUUAUUUGAUGAGGAAUUUAAAGAUCGGAACUUGGCUACAAAGAGCGUUUUGACUUUAAUCAAACCUCUUUUAAAUCAAGGAUAUUGCUUGAUCACUGAUAACUUUUACACGUCUCCUGAGUUAUUUGAAGAACUCAUCAACCACAAAACAGAUGCUUAUGGGACGCUUCCAGAGUUUCGCAACUUCUUCAGCCGAGAACUGCAGACUUCGGCAUCUUAA
Molecule: messenger RNA, 1047 nt
Organism: Uloborus diversus
Lineage: Eukaryota; Metazoa; Arthropoda; Arachnida; Araneae; Uloboridae
Product: piggyBac transposable element-derived protein 4-like
Exons: 2
Coding region: 1-1047 (348 amino acids)
Source: RefSeq, a predicted model, not a curated record